Lampris incognitus (smalleye Pacific opah) is the source of this 1143-nucleotide messenger RNA. It is a transcript of the gene commd4, whose product is annotated as COMM domain containing 4. NCBI's taxonomy places the organism in Eukaryota, Metazoa, Chordata, Actinopteri, Lampriformes, Lampridae. The record is from RefSeq and is a predicted model, not a curated record. The transcript is spliced from 8 exons. Bases 136 to 735 code for a protein of 199 amino acids.
AGAACAGCGCCCCUAGAGGCCACCAAAGGCAUCGUCGUCUUUAUUUUUUUAUUUUUUUAUUGUCCAAUCGGAACACAGACUAGGUUGCCUUCCUCUCCUCCGCGAGACUCUCAGCUGACCGUACCGUCCACAGCCAUGCGGUUUCGUUUUUGUGGAGAUUUGGAUUGCCCAGACUGGGUACUCGCCGAAAUUAGCACUUUGGCGAAAAUUUCGAGUGUCAAGAUGAAACUCCUCUGUGCUCAAGUGCUAAAAGAUUUGCUGGGAGAUGACAUCGAGUAUGACAAAGUUGCAAAACUUACAUCAGAUGCAAAGUUUGAAAGUGGGGACAUUAAAGCUAGUAUUGCAGUACUAAGCUUUAUUCUGUCCAGUGCAGCCAAGCAUGAUGUUGACAGCGAAAGCCUAUCUAGUGAGCUGCAGCAGCUUGGUCUGCCCAAGGAACACACAACAGGGCUGUGUAAAUCAUAUGAGGACAAGCACACUGCGCUGCAGGACAAACUGAGAGAGACAAGCCUUCGAUUGGGACGACUGGAAGCGGUGUCCUGGCGGGUAGACUACACACUGAGCUCAAGUCAGUUGAGGGAAGUGAAUGAACCGAUAAUCCAUCUGAAAUUGCUGGCACAGGGAGCAGAGUCAGGCUCCACAGAGACCACUGUUGUCUCAAUUUCUGCUGACAAAUUCCGAGUCUUGCUUACAGAACUCAAACAAGCCCAGGCUAUGAUGGACGCCCUACAAUGAACCAUAAGGAGCAGCUGCUUUGGACACAUUCAUCCUUUGCUAAUAGAUGGUCAAUAAGUGGUGUUAAAUGGAAAUGACCAGUGAGUCUGCCAGACUGCCUCAUGUCCUUUAUUGACAUCCUGAAUGAAAUAGCGGAAUUGGUUUGUACAGCAUCUUAAAAGUUCACCUUGAUGGCCAUGCGGUUAAUGGCAGUAACCAACUCUCUGUAAGGCUGAGUUUCCUCCAGAUGAGCUGCCAAACGUAUGUCCGCUGGUUGCUGUUUGUUACUUCAGGACGAUCCUUAAUGCGCACCAGCGUUUAAAAUGGUUGAAUGGACCGUUUUUGUAAAUUAUUGCACACAACUGCACUGAUAUUAAGUCUUGAUUAUACUGUUAUACUUUCAUUUUCAUAAACGUUAUAUAUGCUUAA